This is a messenger RNA of Pseudopipra pipra, 5978 nucleotides long. RefSeq names its product centrosomal protein 164 (gene CEP164). Gene Ontology annotation, molecular function: protein binding. The record is from RefSeq and is a predicted model, not a curated record. Gene Ontology annotation, cellular component: centriole; centrosome; ciliary transition fiber. The coding region runs from base 104 to 4486 and encodes 1460 amino acids. Gene Ontology annotation, biological process: cilium assembly. The transcript has 33 exons. NCBI's taxonomy places the organism in Eukaryota, Metazoa, Chordata, Aves, Passeriformes, Pipridae.
CGCGGCUGCUCCCGCGCUCCCGGCAACGGCGGCGGCCCCGGAGCGGGUCCGGGCCCGGGGCUACGGUGCCCCUCAAGCACUGAAAGGCCGCGGUGUGGGAGCCAUGGAGAGGGGACUCAUGGCAGGGGCCGUGCGCAUCGGGAGCCAGCUCAUUCUGGAAGAAGAUUACAAUGAUUCCUAUGUUCCUGAUGAGCAAGAAAUCCGGAACUUUGCACCGAUAAUCGGGAUUGACCCCGAGAAGGAGCCAGAGCUGCUGUGGCUGGCCAGGGAGUGCCUGGUGGCCCCGUUACCCCCUGACUGGAAGCCCUGCCAGGACACCACUGGUGAUGUGUAUUACUUCAACUUUGCAACGGGCCAGUCCAUGUGGGAGCACCCCUGUGAUGAGCAGUACAGGGAGCUGGUGAUCCGGGAGAGGGAGAAGCUGCUGGCACAGGGCAGCCUGAGGAAGGAGAAGAAAGAGAAGAAGCAGAAGAAAGAAAAGAAAGAGAAGAAGGACAAGAAGGAGAAGCAGUUGCUGAAGCAAACCCCUCCCCUGGGCCCCCACCUGGCCCCCAUCCAGCUGCCCCUGGGGCCCCUCUCUCCUCUCCGUGGCCUCGCUCCGGCUCAGCCCGUCGUCCUCCGUGGCUCCCCGAGCGUGGGCAGCGUGGGCAGCGUGGUGGACUCCGACCUGCUGGCCAGGGAAGGAACUCAGCUUGCAGAGAUCCGUAAGCCCACUGGGCACACCAGGAACCUGCUGGGCUUGCUCUGUGACGAUGAGAAGAUUUCCUUGGACACGGCAGCUCUGGAUAAAUGGAGGAACGAGGAGGACGACAGUGAAAAUGAGGGUUUCCGUGGGACAUCAGGACUGUUAAAAAACCUGUACUUGGAUGUGGACGCCCUGGGAGGCAGCUUUGACUUUGAGGAGAACAGCGAGGCAGAGCAGGAGAACCCCAGCAGCCCGUUGGCUGAUGGUGCUGAUCCCCCUGGAGCUGCUCCCCAGCACCCCGGGAGUCCUGUGGAGGAUGCUGGCAGCCUGGCAGAGAAGGAAUCUUUAAAAUCAAGACAUGCCGAAGAAGUGCAAGAGUCUUCCUUGGAUUCUGAUGCUGCGUGCCCUCCAUCUCCAGUUCAAAUCCUUCCUGGAGAUGCUGACAGCAGCCUGUCUGGCCAGAACAAGGAGGACUCUGGUGGGGAACUUGCUGGGGAUGAGGUACUGGACAAAGAUGAUGUUGAGGUGGAAGGUGACGUCCCUGCAGCUGAGGAGCUGCCCCAGUCUGUGGGGGAAAGGAGCCCAGCAAGGAUGGAUGUGCCCAGCGGUCCUGGACAGCCUGGAGCUGCUCCUGCAGCUGUGGAAGAUGCCGAGGCAGAUGAGCUGGGGAGCCUGGCUGCCACUGCUGACACCGUGUCUUGUGGAGAAAAGAUGGUGGAUGAAGUGAGGGAAGAAACAGCAGCUGAUCCAAAAACAGAGAGCAGGCUGGAUGCUGGUGAACUUUCAAAGGCGUCGGAGAUCAGUGGGGAGGACCUGCAUGUCUCCAACAGCUCCAACAGGGAGCUGGCUCAGCCUCUGGUGUUGGGCUUCCAGAGCCAGCUUCCUGAGGAAGUACUGGAUGCAGGGGCUCCUGUCUUAGGCAGCCCCGUGUGCAAGGCCCAGGAGCUGGGAGAAGAGGAAAAAGACCAAAGCAAAGCCAGUACAGAGGAAGAGCAAAGCAAAAGAACAAAAGCUCCUGCGAGCGAGAGGGAUCUCGGUGCUUGUGAGACACCAGAGGAGUGUUUGGGUUUAGAGAACCCCGAUGGGGAGGAGGCGGCGGCCCUGGAGCGGGAGGAGGGAUCGCUGGGCAGCCCGAAGGAUCCAGAGGAGCUGUCUGCCCCACGGGACACGCAACCUGAGGAGGAAAUCAAGCACCAGCAGUCCUUGAACCAGCCUAGAGAAGAAUCCCUGGAGGAAAUAGCCAAGAAUGUGGAGACAGAGCUUGAGCAAGAGGAAAUUCAUUUAUUUCAAGCAAAGGAGAAGAAAAUUCAGCAAUUCCAGGAGGAGACAAGGCAGGAGGAGGAAGCAGAGAAGCUUGAUCAGCAAAAAGAAAAAUCCCUCAGGACUCCAGAAGAAGACUUGGCAAAGGUUUCUGAGGAGGAAGAGCUGCGUGUCAGAGAGGAAGAAGCUGAGAGACUGACAAAGCUGAGAGCCAAGAUUGCCUCAGAGACCGAGGCAGAGGAGGAGAGGAUGAGGGCAGAGCAGGAGGCCACGCUGCAGAAACUAAGGGAAGAGUGGGAAUCCCAGCAGCUGAAGGAGAAGGAGAGCCUGGAGAGGAAGCAGCAGCUUGCCUUGGAGGAAAUGAAGCUGGAAAUGGAGGAAGCCCAGCAGAAAGAGAUCAGGGAGCUGGAACGAGAGAAGGAACAGUUCCUGAGCGAGGUCAGGGAGAGGUUAGACAGGGAGAAGAAGAAGGCAGUAGAGGAGCUGGAGGAACAGUUUGCGGGUGAACUCCAGCAGCUGAAGUCUGCAGCAGAAGAGAAGCAUCGUGAGGUCAUUUCCAGCCUGCAAACCCAGCUAGCAGAGGCACAGAGCAGCCAGGAGGCUCAGCUGCGUGAAGACUUGCAGAGAGCGGGUCAGAAAGUGCAGCAAAAAGCCUUCCAAGUGAAGGAAUACGAGAGGGAGCUCAGCGAGCUCAUGAGUGAGAAACGGCACGAGGUGGAGAGAGACCACGAGAGGAGGAUGGAGAGGAUGAGACAGGAGCACCGGGAGGCCUUAGCCCGGGUUAAGGAGCAGUUUGAGGAGGAGGAGCGGAGGCGGAGGUCAGAGCUGCUGCAGAGGGUGCAGAGUGAGACCCUGCAGCUCUGGCAGUCCCACAACGCCGAGGUGAAGGCUCUGCAGGAGGAGCUGGAGGGGAGGCUCACUGACCUGAAGCACAGGCACAGGGAGAAGGAAAGAAAAAUCCAGGAUGCGGAGAACGAGCUUGAAAUACGUGCAAAGAGCCUCCAAGCCAGAUCAGAGCAGCUCCUCAGCCAGGAGGAGGACCUGCGAAGGAAAAGGCAGCAGCUGCUGGAUGAGGACAGGAGGACACAGCUGGAAAGGGAUGAAGCUGCUUUGGCCUCUCAGCUGCGCCUGGAGGAGAGCAGGAAGGAGCAUGGCAGCCUCCUCGAGGCCGUGAGGCAGCUGAGGAAGUCUCUGGAGGAGCUGCAGGACCAGAAGGCUGAGCUGGAGGCCCAGGUGGACCUGCUGCAGACCCGCAGCCAGAGGCUGCAGAGGCGCAUCGGUGAGCUGGAGGAAGCAGUCAGGAGCAGGCAGGAGACUCUGAAAGAACUGGAGGCAGAAGAGAGUGUGGAGUCUCCAGGAAAGCAAGCUGAGCUCCGUAUUGAAGACCUGAGAGAAAGUACUCAAGCUCCCUCAUCCAGAGAACUUGCUUCCUCAGCCUCUCAGAGCCACGAGGAAAGUGACUUCCAGCGUGAUCCUGUCCGGAGCUACAUCUCUGCGGAAGGGGCCUCCCUCCGGAGUGCCAAGGAGUUCCUGCGGCACCAGACCUGCUCCAUGAGGAGGAGGCACUCAGCACUGAAGGCUGCGAGGGUGCAGUGGCGCCAGGACCUGCAGAGGGCACAGGAGGCACUGCAGGAUCCCCACAGCUCCCAGCUCCUGGAGGGCAUGCGCCAGAACCUGGAGGAGGAGGCAAAGCACUUGGACAAGAUGAAGUUGGCCAUGCAGAAAGGGCAGGUGCUGCUGCAGAAGAAGGAGGAGAAGCUCGGCCAGCUGGAGUCUUCACUGCUGGAGGAGCUCUCAGAUGAGGAUACACUGAAGAGUGCUGCCUGCAAGAAGGUGGUGACUUUUGAUCUGAGUGACUCUGAGGACACAGAGAGUGCAUCCAUUGGAGAACUGUGUCAGCCUAAAUUUGACUUGAGGACGGAUUUGUGGCCUGUCCCCCAGCUGGACAAGAUCCAGCACUUGAGGGACUCUCUGCAGUGUAUCACCAGUGAGCUGAACGGGGUCCUGGGGGUCCUGGACUCCCUGAGCCAUCACCACACUCCUCUCUUGGCCUCGACAGCCCAUGAUGGCAUCCCUCUGUCCACAUAUUCCUCCUUGGCAGGCCUGCAGGCAGGCAGCUCCCUGGGGGAUAUUUCCAGGGUGCCUUCCACUGACAGGUGGGCCUGGAACAGUGGGCUGAGCGUUGGUGUCUCCCUCUCAGGGCAGUCAGUGGACAACAUCCUGGCAGAGAAAUGGCACAGGUAUUUCCCAGAUGGGAUCUCAUCGCUCAGUGGGAAUCCCAAGCCUCUGGACAACAAGCUGGGAUACAUACCUGCAGAUGAACAAAUCCGGCAGCUGCAGCAUUCCAGGCUCCGUGAGCCGGGGAAGACGAGCAUCGAAGGGAUGAUCGAGAGCAACAAGAAAUGGCUGAAAAGCUUCAGGAAGGACUCAAAAGCACCUCUCUCCCCACGUGCACAGAAGCCCCCGGCCAGCAGCACCAGCCCCAGCCUCCUCCAGCUGGGAAUGGAUGAAAACAGGCAAAUUAAGGUGUACCACUACUGAAAGGUGGGGUUUUCUCUGGAGAGGUGGUGGGGGUCUCCCUGUGGUGUGCUGGGUCUCAGUGAUGCCCACUCAGCCAGCACUGCUGAGUCUUUGUGUCCUUGAAAACAAGUCUCUUUGCAAGAGAGUGGAGGAAGGAGGAAGCAAACUUCCCAGGUGGAUUCUUCUAAUCCUGUAAUGUGUCCAAAUAUACUUUAUAGACUAUUUAAUCCAGCGGUGACAUAUCAGGGCUUCGAUAAAUCAACAUUUCCCUCAUUAGUAUUCUAGCAGUGGUGAGGCAGAGCUGUGAAUCAUGGAGGGCUUUGAGUAACUGGUCAAGGGGGAGGAUUUGAAUCCAGCUGAGGCUGUGCUGGAGGAAACGUGUCAGGAAAUGAGCCCAGCAAAUGCUCCAUGGCAGGUGGGCCGUGUCAGCUGGCCUGUGGCACGUGUGAGCAGGGAGAAGGAGCAGUGAAAUGGUGCAGAGUCUGGGGACAAAAUCAGGGAAUGACAGAUUCUGGCUCUUGGGGAAUGUUCUGCUUGUUUGGGGUGGAAGCAACAGGAACUGAGCCAGGAGUGGCUCUCCAUGGCAGCGUUGGACAAGCAGUCCCUGCUCCUCUCUGUGCCAGACUGGCCAGAGCUGCUCAGCCAAGCAGCUGUGGGAGCUCUGUUCCCAUGCCAUGGAUGUGCCAAUGGCAACGGGAGCAGGGAUGGCAGGGGGGUGUGAGGAGUGUCUGCUGGUGCAGGCACUGCUGAGGAGCUCAGUCUGCAGUGAAUGUCAAGACAGAGCCCCACCUGCGUCCUUCCUGCCCUGGGAGAGGGAUCCAGGGCUCAGCUCAGCAGCUGGGCUCUGUCUGUAUAUACAGCCCUGUCUGUACAUUCCCUGGGCAGGGCUGGGGAGCCCAUCCAGCCUGAGCCUGGCCUGGCUGCUCCUGCAGCAGCUCCACGGGGAUCCUGGGAGAGGAGAGUUGUGGGAUGGGCUCUGGAGACUGGAAAGCUGGCUGAGGGGUGGGGGUGAGCAGCUCCUGGACCUCAGCUGCAAGGUGGUGGCUCGUGGCUUUGCUCCCUGGGUGGCUGCAGUCGUGUUCCUUGGGAAAGGCCGUGUCCAGAGUGUAUCCCAGCCCCCUGGGAUACAGGGGGCAGAUGGUGCUGCUCUACCCAGUGGGGAGGGGUCAGGAUUUCGUGCUGCUGAGCAGGAAUGUGGUGUUUGGUUGUCUGUUGUCAGUGUUUUCUCCAAGCUGACUCUAAAUAUUUUAUGCCCUAAAAAGAUGCCGAGCCACUUGCCAUUUUGCCUGAUGAGGACGCCUGCACUUCAAGGGAUCCCAUCUGUGAAAAAUGAUCUUCAAAGCCAUUUCUCCUGAGAUGCCCCUCACCCUGCGUGCUGUGUGUGCUCCUCGGGUGGGUGAUGAUGCACAGCCCCCUCCUGCUCUGCUUCUGGGUGGUGUGUGCUGGCACACGCCGUGAGCACGGCAGGGGGAUGUUUACAUGCAAAUAGAAAUAAUAUUUUUGAUGAGCAUCA